AUGACUUUGGGAUUGAUCAAUGAUCUUCCCAUAUCUGACAAAUGUAUGUCCAAGAUCAGUAAACAACUAGACCAUUGUAGCACUGGUGUUGUUAAUGAUUGGAUGAAAGUGAUGGCUGACCGUGAUAAGAUUUCCACCAAUAAGACCAAGGACAAUCUCAUGUAUGAUUGCUGCAUGCCUUAUGAUACAUACGAUUGUUAUCAUGAUGCUGUACAAGCUAAUUGUGACAAAACAAACCUGGACAAACUAGUCGCUGAUUUCACCUCGAGCCAAAAAGCAAACAUUAAAUGCAAAGAAAUUCCAUACAAAGGUGUGGAGUGUCGGGACUUUAAGCACCCGACACGGGUUGGCACCACUACUAGACUAACGCCGGCCGGUAUUGUGGACCAAAUUAAACUCGAUUUGACGGCCAAUGUGUCGAAAGAAUGCGGGAAUGCAUUGCAUUACGAGAACAUAGCUUGUGUUGACGAUAUGCGAGAAUAUUAUAGUUUCCUGAUGUCGGGGAACGAUCCGCAGACUGACGACACCCUAGUUGUGAUCAGAUGUUGCUUAACGUGGGAUUUGGUUGAUUGUAUGGACGAAAUGGCCAAGGUGAAAUGCAAUGAUAAGGACUAUAAAUCGAUGCAUUUAUGCCUUGAGGGCAACUCGCGGUCCAUUUGUCCGGAAUUUGAUUACUCGCCCAAUGAGUGCCAACUGUCCCAUACGGAGUCAACAACAAACCAUGUAAUAAUAUGGGUAUUUUUUGUAAUGUACGCCACGUGUGAACACAUAUACAUCGAUUGGUUGACCGCCAAAAGUAAAGGCAAAGACGGCUCACGAAUUCAACAAAACUAUUUGUUAAACGCGUUGUCUUUGGUUUCAAACUAUCGGCAAUCGAUUCGCGUUAACACAACCACUACUGGCGGUAAUGGAGACAUAAUGGGAGGCAUACGAGUGUUGAGCCAUAUAUGGCUCAUCCAUGUAUUACCCCCAGACUCGGGAUGA
Medioppia subpectinata is the source of this 984-nucleotide messenger RNA. Lineage: Eukaryota; Metazoa; Arthropoda; Arachnida; Sarcoptiformes; Oppiidae. The record is from the annotation of a GenBank genome assembly.